Molecule: messenger RNA, 3632 nt
Organism: Ixodes scapularis (black-legged tick)
Lineage: Eukaryota; Metazoa; Arthropoda; Arachnida; Ixodida; Ixodidae
Product: noggin-2
Exons: 3
Coding region: 539-1267 (242 amino acids)
Biological process (GO): dorsal/ventral pattern formation; negative regulation of BMP signaling pathway; osteoblast differentiation
Source: RefSeq, a predicted model, not a curated record
CCGCGCGCUCAUCCGAGAGGUACAAAGAAGCUCGACCGCGCUCGUUUAAACCGCGAACAUCGUUAUACAGUUAUAGCGGUUAAUAGCGUAGAGUGGUUCUUGUUUUACAGUGUAACAGUGCCUACUCCUUCCGACGGCGAAGACCUUAUUGAUGACUAGAACGCGGAGGUAAAUCUCGUCUCCGACUGCGAACGUUAUUAUAUAUAUAAAAAAAAGGGGGAAACGAAGAAGCAAGAACGGAAAUCGAAGCGGCGAAGUGGGAGAAGAAAAAAAGAAACACGGAUCGGGAUCGAGGAGUUCAUUUGCUUUUCUUGUUCGAAGCGCCAACCAAAAUAUCAGCCAGCAAUCGGACGGAAUACUCGUUCGCUCAGCGGCUCGCCAAGUGGAGCAGCAUGGACGCGAGGCACCAAGCGACCGCAGCGCCGGCGGAGCGACCGGCGGGCGCGGCUGCAAGCUCGCAGAAAUGGCCUCACCGCCGUGUAGUGCGCGAGGUCUGGUAGGACCGCUCCGUUGACGCAAAGCCGGCGCCAGAGAACCCAUGCCUAGCGGCCCGGCGGUCGUCGCCGAGGCCCUGUGCCUGGGGCUCCUGCUCCUGGCGUCUUCCGUCUCGGCGGCCCGGGCCGGCACCAGGCCCCACCCGGGCGGCAACCAGAGGACCCUCCUGCGGCCGUUGCCCUCCCACGACCUCCCGGUCAUCGACCUGGUCGAGCCCGCCGGACACGUCUACGACCCGGGACCAGAAGACCUGGACAUCACUCGACUGCAGCGCACGUUGGCCGGACACUUUGAUCCCAAGUUCAUGGCCGUGCACAGGCCCAAGGAGAGCUUCCUGCAUCCUAACGGCAGCCUCCAGCCCGGGUUCCGGCUCAAGAAGGGCCGACUCGUGCCGGCUCGGCCCAUGCCCCGAGACCUUCAGCGCAUUCGUCUCAAGGGCCUCGACUUCCCGGGGGGCAUCAAGGUUCGCCUGGACCUCGGCCGCAAGCUUCGCCGCAAGCUGCGCCAGCUCCUCUGGACGUACACCUACUGUCCGCUGGUGUACCGCUGGAAGGACCUGGGACUGCGCUUCUGGCCACGCUGGAUCCGCGAGGGUCGGUGCUACAACAGCCGCAGGUCUUGCUCUUUUCCGCCAGGGAUGACGUGCCGCGAAAAGACCUCAGCAGAGAAGACCGUCCUCCGUUGGCACUGCCGAGAUUGGACGCAGCGGCGACAGUGCCGCUGGAUACCGGCCACCCUGUCCGUCCUUGUUGAGUGUUCUUGCUCUUGCUGAAGAACCGCUGAAGACCUCCCCCGGGGACGACGAUCCCCAUGAUCUCUUCUUCUACGUGUGUUCUUGAGCCCAGUUUGUCAUGUGCGUCGUUUCCGUUCAUGUGAAUGCGAUCAUCUUUUCUCGUCUCGUUCUUGGAAUAUGCGGCCGUGACAGACAUGGAACAGUUUGGAUUGUGGACCGAUGAACCGACGAGGAAUGUCGACGAGGCCAGUGACAAGGUAGUAGCUGGGAUCUGUCACCUGGACUGACAUUUUAUGAAGUAGCUCCUCAAUGACCAGGAGAAGGAGAGAACUGGACAGUCGCCUGCGUACAUGCACGUCUACUGCAAGGCCCCCUGAGAUAACCCAGCGUGGAUUCCGUCAAGACUACGGGGAGCUUCAUGAUCUUUUACACACUCCGCUUGGUCAUGCCAUCAGCCACAUUACGUGCAUGUUUUAGUCAGCAACAUGAAAUCAAACAUGGCUCUAUGGCGUGUAUUGACCUCCUGGUGUCUAGGCUAAAACGAGACAGACUACAUCAAAUGAGAACCAUGGAGGAAACUUGCUAUCGUUGUUGUAUCUUUGUGCGAGUAUGUGUGUCCGUGCGUGUGUGUGUGUGUGUAUUGAUCGUCGUCUAGAUUGUGUUACAAACCCUUUUACCUGAUGAACCGUAGUCGUAUUCGUCGCUGCAUCGCCCUGCUCUUCGGAUCGUGUCUGCGCCGAACGGACUGUCAACGUGCAGCUGUCUUCGCAGACCUUCAGGUUUCCAUGGUCUCGCUUAUAUAGAACCUGCGCUGCGCAGAUAAAGCCCCUUAGGUUCAUCCAUUGCCCCAACUAUUCACUAAGAGAAUUAGCGCAAUAGUGACCAGUGGCCGUCAUCGCUCUACGUGUUUACUGUGAAACGUACUACACUUUGCUUCCGGCUAAGUUAUUAAACAAAGAAACAGAUUAGCAUAAGCCUGCAAGAAGAUGUUACAGCUAGAGGCCGAAACGAUAGCGCAGCACAUCACCUGCCUGUUGUAAAUUUCGCGGCCCUUCUUGUCCGGGACAGGCAGUCCGUCAUUGAAUGAACUAGCCAUACUGUCCAGGAUAACUUUAACGUUAUCCUUCUAUCAACAAACAGUCCUUCUGGUUGACCGCCUUGCCGCCAACUUGGCAUCCUUUAAAAAUGAUUGGGCCUCUCUUCACACACGCCAGCGCAGGUUCCCUACGGUUUAUCUCGCAGGCAUCCCUGCGUAUCCUCCAGCUUUUCAUUUUGGAGCAGAGUCGUAUACGUCAGAACCGAGAACGUUCUUCCAGUGCCAUAAAAGCCAUGAAAAGCCGCCGGAGCCAAUACGGUCCCCGCCUAGAAGACUCCACUGCGGCGAUCAUCUUCGCCCUUGCUAUUUGCACAGUCAACACGACGUCCCACCCAGCGACAGCGACAUCAUCGUGGAUCCAUCGUUUCCUUCCAUCCUAUUUAUAAACAUUAAUGAACGAGAACGUGUCACAGUUGUCGCCCAGACAUCACGUCGUAUAGGGGGCAAUUUUUUAAAGCAUGAUCGUUUAUGCUUCGCGCCAUCCUCCUUUAAGCCCCGGUCACACCGGUCAUACAAGAACUGUCGGCAGGCAUGUCUAAAUCAUGUACGAAGUAAACAUGGUUUGAACAUGCACGAGGCGUGUCGGCGGACACUUAUGUCAUCAUGUCUGUGUGAUGUAUAAGCAGUGAGACUAGUACUACGAUUUUAAAUCGCACCCCCCCCCCCCCCCGCACACCCUCUAUUCUUUUUUCGCCAGUCCUCCUGCAAGGGUGUGAUCAACGGAUCGAUAUCUCCUAGGUGCCUGUCGGUUGAUCACACCCUUGCGGUGUGAUCAAUGGUACACGACGUUGUGAUCACACACUACACCCCCUAAGUGUUGGUCUGAUCCAGCGUUGUACAAACGUUCCUUCGAAACAGGGAACGAAAGCUGGUUCCUCAUUCCUUCUUUAAUCUUGGAACGACUUCCCAUUACAAUUUCUAAGAUUCGGAACCACCGUGGCCGGAUAGUUCGUGAAUGAAAUUGAACAAAUGAGUGAAAAUAAUCCUCAUCAAUCUACGUCUCGAGUCGCCACUAUCACAUGUGUUCCAGUUCUUUUGGUUUCGAUUAUCUCUCGGGGACACUUUACCGCGUCCCUUGAUAUCGUAUAGAAAGAGUCGCUAAUAGAGUUGUAUAGUGGAGCGUUCCGAUGACUCCAAUAACGAUACGCGAAACUCCACCGCCGCCUUUGCGCCUGCAUCGAAUCUUUACCGGGGGCAGCACAGGUAUCAGAACGAUCUACUAAAACUCUGCGAUCAAAAGCCUAAAUUACUUCUAAAUUCAGGUAAAAAUUAAAAAAAAAACUAAAUUCAAAUAUAAAUUUAAAAAAA